AUGGAGGCAGUGUCAAUGGAUCGUGCCGCAUCAACGGCGUCUGACCUUAAAGCAGCGUUUAACAACAAGGUGGAAAUGAAUCAAGUCAAGGGGAAGAAGUCUGCGUUUGACUGGAACAAGGGCGAUAUAUUAGGCUUCUUCGACGAUGUCGAGCAUAAGCCUGGGCCAAAGACAGGAGGUUACAAUGUCGAAGCGUCUGCCCAAGCAAGUUUCAAGAAGGUAGUGGACGCAAUCAAGAAGCUUGUCAACAACAACGAUAAAAAGAAAAGAAUAUUUCUAGAUUCUGAGUUGCAUGCUACGUACCAGCACAAGGAAUUCCGCCUCGAAACCAUUUUUGAUCUCGUCGGAUGGAUCUUCUCUGUUACCGGAACUUCGCCGGCCGCCGCAACCACAAAGAACUACUAUUACCCCCUCGCGUGUCUCUACUCCGUUUUCUGGCGUCGACUAACCGAGGUCAACCUUCCCUUUGACCACGACCCUGGGAUGAUCCAGAUGACAUGGUUCGAGCAAAAACAAGGGAAAGAUAAGGUUACACGCAUUUGUAUAUCGGCCACUCUCGAUGGUCAAGGGCUUGCACAGCAGAAGAAUGCAGCGCGCUUGAGGAGGGAACAAGUUCUCAUCGACUCUGGCUUGCUUGACAAAAACAUGCGAGGCAAGACUUUGGUAACGAGCCCGAACCCGCAGUAUUUUGGGCACUGCGCCGAGACCAUCCCAUUCUUGUUUAUUAAGGCAGUUCUCGGUAGCGUCGAUGCUGCAACUGCUCAAGGAUUUGCCUUCAAGCCAAAGUUGAUACUCCCUGAUAAAGUGGGAGACAAGUUUGAGUAUUUCAAACCGACUGGUGUAUUUGCGGAUCCCUGUGCAAAUUGCGCCCAUCUUGUCCAGGCGUUGAGGUUCAAGGACCCUAAUUUCAAAGCGCCCUCGUAA
This is a messenger RNA of Suillus paluster, 924 nucleotides long. RefSeq lists its product as uncharacterized. Lineage: Eukaryota; Fungi; Basidiomycota; Agaricomycetes; Boletales; Suillaceae. The transcript is spliced from 4 exons. The record is from RefSeq and is a predicted model, not a curated record. Bases 1 to 924 code for a protein of 307 amino acids.